UCUGUGUCAACAAAUGCCACAGCAGAAAGUGACAUGGACAGAAGUUAGCAGAUUCAGAGACUCGAGUACGACUGAUUUCAUUAUUUCGUAUUUGUCAUCAGCAGUAUAGUAUAUACAGUAUAUAUAGUAUUCAUUAGCUAAAGAACAAAGACAGGACAACAAAAACGCUACAAUUAGUAUGUCCAUCAACGAGCAAGUUAGCUAGUUGGAGCUAACAAAACCGCCGCAACAACAAGAAGUUGAAGUGGUGAUCCACCUUCCAAUCAUUAAUAUGGACACAGAUAACGAAUGAACUACAAGUGGACAUCAAGAAAAUAAUUCAGGACAUUUAUAAAUGCCUGACAUCAAUAGCCGUUUAACUACAUAGCUAAUUGGGAAGCUGUGUGUGCUUCGUUCAGACCUGAAUUGAUUGUUGUUUUUAAACUAUGUUUCCUUUGGAUUCGCCAUGGAGCAUCUCCUUUGCUGGUUGUGGCUUCUUGGGUAUCUACCACAUAGGAGUUGCCAGUUGUCUUCUUGAACAGGCUCCUUUUUUAGUGGCAAAUGCCCGGCACAUCUAUGGAGCAUCUGCCGGUGCACUUACUGCUUCUGCUCUAGUUAGCGGAGCAUGUUUAGGUGAAGCAGGUGCCAACAUCAUUGAUGUUGCAAAGGAGGCAAGGAAACGUUUCCUUGGGCCCAUGCAUCCCUCCUUCAACCUGGUGAAGAUUAUGCGUGUCAUGCUGUACCGUACACUGGCCCACGAUGCUCACCACCGGGCCACAGGUCGGUUGGGGAUCUCCCUCACACGAGUGUCAGAUGGGGAGAAUGUUCUGGUGUCCCAGUUCAACAGCAAGGAGGAGCUAGUGCAGGCAUGUCUAUGCAGUGCCUACAUCCCUGUGUAUUGUGGACUCAUCCCUCCUACACUACAGGGUGUGCGCUAUGUGGAUGGAGGGAUUUCAGAUAACCUGCCCCAAUAUGAGCUGAAGAACACCAUCACAGUGUCACCCUUCUCCGGAGAGAGUGACAUCUGUCCUAGGGACUCCUCCACCAACAUGCAUGAGCUCCGCUUCACUAACACCAGCAUCCAGUUCACCCUCACCAACCUCUAUAGGGUGUCCCGGGCCCUCUUCCCCCCCGACCCAAUGGAUAUGAAGGCCAUGUGCAAGCAAGGAUAUAAGGAUGCUCUUCACUUUCUAAAGAAAAACGGACUGCUGAACUACCAGGGACCUCAAAGAGCUCUACUGGGCAGUAGGGAGGAAGAGGAUAACUGGGCAGAUAACGAGUUGGAGGGAAAGCCCCAUGUAGAGUGUGUCAUCGGCAAGGACGGAGCAGUAAUGGUCCGCUCACGUCCCAGCAAAGAAAACCGUAUCGUUGAAAAGCUGCCACCUAGAGUACACAAAGCACUGGUGGAGGCAUGCAAGGAGAAAAAGAGCUACGCGCAGUCACUAAGCAACCUGCUGCCUGUCAGACUGGCCUCUGCUAUGAUGCUUCCUUACACGCUUCCUCUGGAGUCUGCCCUGUCCAUGACUGUGAGACUCUUAGAAUGGAUGCCGGAUGUGCAGGAAGAUGUGGGCUGGAUUGGAGGGCAGACGGUUAAAAUGGUUCAGUGUGUUCUGCGUCAGGCCUCUAAAAGUGUCUCUCAGCGCAUAUCUGCCAGGUUUUCCUACCAGCUGGAGCUGAGGCACUGCCAGUCUCUCCCGAACCCGAUCAGACGUAACAGCAUCCUGCCUAACUGGGUGUGUGACAACAGCCCCACAAUGCAGGAUGUCUUCAUGCGUCUGGACCAGUUUCAGAGGCAGCUGCUGCCCAGCGCCUUCAGCGUCAACAUGGACCUGAAGGGCUCCUUUUGCACUGGAUCCAUCCCACCGGUCAAGAACUCUCUUUCACCCUCACACUCCCAAGAGGGCCUGGUCAUGCACGAGAUCAGCCAGAACUCUCCAGAAGAACCUGCCUCACCAGGGGUUAUCUUCAGGUCUUAGGAGACCAUGUUACACUGCCGCAGGAAGUCCCUGAAACUGGGCCAAUGCAACUUCCCUUUCAGCAUCCCUUAAUAGCCCCUUAAUUUAAAGUUAUUUUAAUGCAUUUAUUGAAAUUGUGUCCUCACUCCAAAGAACCAAACUGGCUAGGAUGGCUGGCUUUUGCAGUUUUUACUAUUUCUUAAUUUGAUCAAUUACUUUUCUCUAAUGCAGAGAAACCAAAAAUAUUACAGCUAUAAUAAGUCUGUAUUGCAGGCCUAUUGUGUUUGUUGGGUCUCCCUUUUGUGCAAUGCAAUGCACAUAAUAUGUUAUACAUACAGUCAACUAGAUGCAUUUCAUUAAAGCACAACACAUGAGGAAGGAUAGAUUCCUCCUCCAGCCAAACCUUAGCCUAGUGGUCCCCUCCCAUACCCUCAGAUAUAAAAUGAUUUACUUAAUCUGAAAGUGAAAGUGUUUUUUAACUAAAACUCAUUGGGGUAGAGAUCACCACUGGCAUGUUGUGCUGACGUAAGUGUCUGUUAACAAGGCAUGAAAUGUAGCAAGACCAGUACUUCAUCAGAUUGCUGCUACACUAUAGUUAUCAGCUCUAACCCAGGUUAACUGUCUGCUGCCUAUUGCGUAAGGGUGCCAGAGGCCAAUAGGAAAGAAAAUAAAGAACAGAAAUGGAGAUACUGUGAAUGUAAAUCUGUAAGGUGGUGACAAGGUGGGUUUCCAUAUAUAGUCAUGCCAAUCUAGUGCCAAUGCAGUAUUGAAAAUCGGUAGUUUCUUUGGUCAUAAUGCUUCUGAAAAUGUUUAUUGAAUCAAUUGAUAUAGGCUUUACAUGAGGCCUGCCUUAUGUGAAAAGGCUAUCUUGCUUUUGAAAAUGACACUUUAGACUUUGAACACUAUUGAUGUAAUUACAGAUUUUUGUGCAUAAUGACAAUUGAAUACUUAUUAUAAUACAUUUUCGCAAUAAUCCAGUUUGAAAAUCAGGUUUUAGAGAGGUUAAAAUCAAUGAGAAAUAAUAUUCAGGUUUUUUUGAAUAUAUAAUUCUAAUUGCAUCGGAAUCUUAACAGGAACUUUUACUAUAAUGUGCAGUAGGCCUAUUAGUUGAAUGAAAAUCAUUUAUUACGACCUG
Molecule: messenger RNA, 3069 nt
Organism: Osmerus eperlanus (European smelt)
Lineage: Eukaryota; Metazoa; Chordata; Actinopteri; Osmeriformes; Osmeridae
Gene: pnpla2
Product: patatin-like phospholipase domain containing 2
Exons: 9
Coding region: 426-1955 (509 amino acids)
Biological process (GO): triglyceride catabolic process; lipid homeostasis; positive regulation of triglyceride catabolic process
Cellular component (GO): cytoplasm; membrane; lipid droplet
Molecular function (GO): triacylglycerol lipase activity
Source: RefSeq, a predicted model, not a curated record